Messenger RNA from Amphiprion ocellaris (clown anemonefish), 8047 nucleotides. RefSeq names its product E3 ubiquitin-protein ligase SH3RF3. Gene Ontology annotation, molecular function: metal ion binding; ubiquitin protein ligase activity; protein binding. Gene Ontology annotation, biological process: protein ubiquitination; positive regulation of JNK cascade; positive regulation of proteasomal ubiquitin-dependent protein catabolic process. The transcript is spliced from 11 exons. Lineage: Eukaryota; Metazoa; Chordata; Actinopteri; Pomacentridae. The record is from RefSeq and is a predicted model, not a curated record. Bases 352 to 2928 code for a protein of 858 amino acids.
UUCUCUGGUGCGUGAGCGCGCACCGCAAUUCUGAUCUGCGCGCGGGUGAUGAUGAUGAGAGCGUGACCUCACCGCUUUCUGCACAGCUGCUGGAGAGCGAGAGCGCGAGAGAGAGGGGGGAGACUCAGAGAGAGAGAGAGAGAGCGCCAGCGAGCAACACGAACACGUUGACGGAGACAGCAGCCGAGAACAUUCACAACACGGGGGAUAACUGCGCGUGGACACCGUCGCGAGGCGUCCGUGGGCUGCUUCUCGCCAGCUCGCCUCCCAGAAUGUUCUGCGCCCCCGGUCCGUUUCUUCCACGGUACACCAAACAGUCGCCGCGGCGUCCCCACGGACACUGAAGCCCAGAUGCUCACCCUCUCCGCCGACAUGGACGACUCCUCGUCGCUGCUGGAUCUGCUGGAGUGCUCGGUGUGCCUGGAGCGCCUGGACACUACGGCCAAAGUGCUGCCUUGCCAGCACACCUUCUGCCGCCGCUGCCUGGAGAACAUUGUCAGCUCCCGGAACGAGCUCCGCUGCCCGGAGUGCCGCAUCCUGGUGGACUGCGGGGUGGACGACCUGCCUGCUAACAUCCUCCUGGUUCGCCUCCUGGAUGGUAUCAAGCAGCGGCCCCAGCGAGGAAGCGGAGGAGGAGGAGCGGGCGGCAGGCAGUCCCUAGCCGGGGGCUCCCUGCAGGGGUACGCAGCCGGGAUAUCCGCCUCUCCUCCGGGCACUGCGAUCAGAGAGCUGCCUGUAGCCACCAGGAGCUCCACUGUUAAGUUUGUCAAGUGCAAAGGUUUUCAAACUGUGUUCACUUUUGGAUUAGGGAACAUCCCAGCGCUACCUUGUGGUAAAGCCCUCUACUCGUACGAGGGCAAGGAACCGGGCGACCUCCAGUUUUCCAAGGGCGACAUCAUCAUCCUGCGGCGCAAGGUGGACGACAACUGGUACCACGGCGAGCUCAGUGGUUGCCACGGUUUCCUGCCUGCUAGUUACAUCCAGCUGCUGCGUCCCCUGAGCCAAACUCCACCGCAGGGCAAAGCAUUGUACGACUUUGAGGUCAAAGACAAAGACCAGGAUAAAGACUGUCUGGCCUUCAGCAAGGAUGAGGUGCUGACAGUAAUCAGACGAGUAGAUGAGAACUGGGCGGAAGGCAUGCUGGGAGACAAGAUUGGCAUCUUCCCCAUUCUCUAUGUGGAGUUAAAUGAAACAGCAAAGCAGUUGAUGGAGAUUGACAAGCCUAUGCCAGCUAACGCUCCAGGUCCGAGCUCUGAUCCAGCCCCGUUGGGUCCCUGCUCUCCUGGACCCUCCCCCAGUGCCUCCCCUUCAAAUGGAAACGGUUCUGGCCAUCGGAGAGGUGAAGGAAAGAAAAACGCCAAGAAGCGCCACUCGUUUUCUGCACUGUCCGUUAGCCAGAGGGCCGCCCAGCUCAACAACAGACACAGCAUGGAGAUCUCCCACCCGGUCCUCAUCAGCUCCUCUGACCCCAGAGCUGCUGCACGCAUCCAGGAUGCAUCACCCCCGGGUCCCUCCCCCUCCUCGGCAGGGGUACUGGUGCCCCCUAAAGUGGCAUCUAUAACCUCUGAGCUGCUGGCCCACGCCAAGGUGCAGCUGCCACUCAACAUAUACCUGGCUCUGUACGCCUACAAGCCCCAGAAGGCUGACGAGCUGGAACUUCGGAAAGGGGAAAUGUAUCGGGUGACAGAGAAGUGUCAAGACGGAUGGUUCAAAGGCACCUCGCUGAGAACUGCUGCGUCUGGCGUCUUCCCAGGAAACUAUGUCACUCCUGUGUCCAGGGCUCCCUUUGGAGUUGGUGCUACUCGGGGCUCAUGUUUGUCCAGUCCAGUCGGUGGAGGAGGAGGAGGGUGCAGUCCAGUGGCGGGUAAAAUCUCCGACCCUUCGUCUCCAGGGUCCCCGGGGCCCUCUUCGUCCCGUCCCACCACCCCACUGGUAAACUCAGCCAACUCUAUCAACAGUAUCAGUCCCGCCUCUUCGCCGCAAACUGCCGCCGCUCAGCUGAAGAACUGCCUGCGCUCCAGCCAGCACACGGUGAACCAGGCACGCACCUCAAUGCAGCUGGUCCACAGUCCCCCAGCUGGAAGCCCAGAGCGCCCCACGGUGGCCAUCUCUCCCCUGCGUCCUCAGAGCUCCUCCCCCUCGCGCUGCCCUGGUCAAUCGGGUCGUCCUCUCUCCAUGGUGUCUCCAGGACCCAGCUUAGGGCCCUCGCCCCUCUCCUCCCCAGCUUCGCGUCCCAUCCUCCCCCUGUCCUCCCCCCUUUCUUGUCUCACCCCUCCGAACGUGUCAGCGGUGCUCCUCAACGGCGAGCCAGCCAGUCCACUGCAGCCUCCAUCGCCGGGCCCCUCCCAUGCUCCCACCCAGGGCGCCCUCGCACCCAAAGCAGAGAAGGAGAGGAAAGCAGGAGGUCUGUUAAAGCUCCUGUCGGGGGCCGCAGCCAAGAAGAAACCUCGCUCGCCCCCGUCCUCCCCGCCAACCCACGACCCCUCAUUGGCUGGCCAAGGCGCCGUGGCCACCGACCCCGCCCACCAUCCUCACCACCAUCACCACCACGCCCGCUCAGGUUCCUGUCCAAUGGCGUCGCAGGGACGAGCCGGAUCCUGUCCAAUCGAGAGCGAGAUGGCGGGGGCAAUGGGCCUGGAGCCUCUGCACAGGAAGUCCGGCUCCCUGGACACCAACUUCCCCAUGUCGCCCCCGGCAACACGCGCUGGCAAUGCUCUGAUGGUCCUCAGGCCUGAACCCAAGCCCCUGUCCAGAGAGAGGUAUCGUGUGGUGGUGCCCUACCCACCCCAGAGCGAGGCGGAGAUCGAGCUGCGGGAAGGAGACGUGGUGUUCGUCCAUAAGAAGAGGGAGGACGGCUGGUACAAAGGCACCCUGCAGAGGACGGGACAGACCGGCCUGUUUCCCGGCAGCUUCGUCGAGAGUUUCUGAACCGCAGAAAGUGAACAAAUGAACACACACUGUCCUGUUUCUGAGUCAUACAACACACAUAGACACAAGAUACAGACGCAUACAUAUACAAAAGUUGGGCUGAUACUGGAUUCCUAGAUUUAUACUUUUAAGUUAACCCUUGUGUCAUCCUGCGGGUCAGAAUUGACCCGUUUUAAAGUUUGAAAAUGUGGGGAAAAAUAUAUAUAUAUAUAUAUAUAUAUAUUUUUUUUUUUUUUUUUUUUUUUUUACAUAUUUUAUUUAUAAUUUCUGUUUUCAGACAAUUACAACACAAUCAAAGAACACCCAACAGUUGCCAGUACAAAAGAAAAGAAAAAACAAAACAAAAAUUAGAUUAAAAAAUAAUCUUCAUAUGGAAAUGUACGUAAACACACAUAUAAAACAUGUAAAGGUAAAUACAGAGUUGAUCAGUCCAGGCCAUGCUAAGGGGAAGUAGGGAUCCGCUACGAAGCCGCGAGACCCGCGUGACUGCAGGAACUGGAGGGGCAAGGGAGAACACAUAAAUCCGGGCAGUGUAAUCACGCAUCAGGCACGAUGUUUGCGACAAAAGAAUCAGAACUGAGGCAUAGGAUUGUCUUUUCUAAUACGUGCAAUGAAAGGUCCCCAGAUCUUAAAAAACAUAGACUGGGCACCUGCCAGGGUAUAACGAACUUCUUCGAGAUAUAUACAUGAAACCAUAUCGUUUAGCCAUCUGUUAACACAAGGGGGAGAGGAUGACUUCCACUCCCGCAGGAUAAAAAUAUAUAUAUUUUUACAGUGAAACUUCUGAUGUCCACAUUUUCAACAUUUUUGGGAAAUCUUUGAACUUUUUUUUGAUGGAUAAAAGAAAUGUUAAAAAUGUGUCUUAAGAACAUUCACAAAAAAAUCAACCACAAUCCAACGAAUUUCGCUGGAUUGUGAUUGAUUUUUAUGUGAAUGUUCUUAAAGGAAAUAUUAGAGGUUUUACUGAUAUAUAUGUAAUCAGUUUAGCUAUUUUUAGGAUUUUUUUGGAAGAAUUUUACUCAUUUUUUUGAAAAUAUAUACAAGAAUUUUCUUGCCAAAUUUGGGGGAAUUUAAAAAAAAAAACUUUUAAGGGAAACUUUUAAGGGAUUAUUGGAAUUUUCUUCCUGAAGGUUUUGCAAAUUUUCAGAAAUUUGGGGAAUUUUUUUGCUGAAUUUGGGGAUUUUUUUCAGACAAUGAAACAAUAUGUUUUGGUGCCCGUAAAUGAGGACAGCAGGAGGGUUAGUGAUAUGUGAACACUGACCUGCAAAAAAAUAAAUUAAAACUUGCCUUAAGAAACUCCUCACACUAAAAAUUUAAUUUGUGUGGAUUUAAAGUGAAGAAUUUAAAUUUACCGUGUUGAUCUCCAAGCAUUUUUUAGUCAUUUUCCCAGAGUAAUCGGUUAAAAAACACUGGAUUUUGAAUUUAAAACAUAUUUUACACUGUCAAAAAACUAAUAGGAACAGUCUUCAGCAAUCCAUAUCAGUCCAACUAGCACACACACGCUGUACAGGAAAGCUCGUCCCUGCUUCGACCAGCCCAGCCACAAGAAGCAGGGCGGCUUUCCCUUCACUGGCCCAGCUGGGUCAGAGGGGCUCCAUCAGGCUCGGUUUACAGACCCUCACGGGUGGUUGUUGACUACUGAAGGCACACGAGACUCAAAGAGCACAGAAGGACGAACCCUGCCUCCCAGUUCUCCUCCUCCUUGGCAUCAUCCACCAGCAAACACUAGCACAAGAAGCAUUAGCUCUGCUUUUCCACUGAGACCUCAGAACUUGUAAUCGGGUGCUUUCUCCGUUUGAGAAGUGAAAAUUUCACGGCCAGGCAAUGAGGGAAGUGUGCGAGCCGACACUCCAGGAUCAUUGUGAGCACAUCUCCGUGUCCAAUGUGUGACGAGCACAUGUUUCUUUUCAGCCCAGUAUGUGUUAACGAUGCAUGUAGCAUUAUUAUGGUUUUUUUAUAUGUUGAAAUAGAUGUUUGUGUUGUCAUGCUGUGAUCAUUCAUCACAGGGAGUUUAAUAUAAAAGCAAAUGGUGCAAAUAGUCAAAUAUGAAUUAGGUCCUUCAUUUUUUUCUAUUUAUAUCUCUUAGAUAAAUGUAUACAACUUUUUUUUAUUUUACUUUUAUUAAUCAAAUUUGGUUUUCAUAGACCCCACAGCUUGAUUGAACUGAAUUACCUGGCUUGUUGAAUGUAAAAAAAGAGCAGUAAGUUACACCAAAAGUCUUUUAAAGGAUUAAUUUGUAUUUAUAAAGUUGUUUUUCAACUUCUGUAUGAGAUUAGAAACAAAAGAAAUGCACUCUGUAAUAUUUGAUACAACCUGCCAGUAUGUCUACAUAUACAGUAUUUUACACAUGUAUUUACUUGACAAAAGGGAUUUCCACUGCUGCUUGUCACAUCCAUCUGGUUAUGAACAUGAAUUUUCUUUAAGCAGGCACAAAUAUCUUCACUGGGGCAAAAUGACUUAAUCUUUAUUCAGCCUUUUUUAGUCUGACAAACCAACAAAAACAUAGUAACCGAUGUGAACGCUCCUCGGAAAUCCCCUACUUGAAAUACGAAGAAUUCUGUCACAAAGAUUGCUAACAAUAAUUCCUCUUCCUAAGCCUUUUCUUCAGAUGCACUCGACAGUUUUUGUCUGACUGCAGCAAUAUUGCGAAGCCAGACGUGUGCUGAUUCGACGCUUGUGAAAGAGUGUACGAUCGAGGCAAGGAAGCGCCUGCGAGUCAGAGCGCAGGGACACGGAUUUUCCCAUCACACGACUGCCAGCCUUUGACUUUUCCUCUGAUCUUGUCGACCUUGAACAAGUGUUUUUGUACCGCUUUAGUGAGCGUGGAGUCAGUCUGCUUCUGUGAAUCUUUACGUCCUGAAUGUGGAUCUGGGCUCGUCUAGUUUACAUCCUGCCACAACCAUCUACCUUUUUUCCCUGUUGGUGGAGACAGAAGCACAGCGACACUCAGACCGUGACUGUAUGAGGACAUGAGAUAGCGAGAGGUCAGCAGUGAGAAGAACACAGUUACAGGGCAUGAGUGACUUUCCUCACCUGAUUUUUUUUUUUUUUUUUAAAAGGGCCAGAAUGAAGCACAAACAAACCGCUUAUUCAUUUCCACACAAAUUGGCUCUAACCUGAUGGUAAACUAAGAGUCUCCUAUUGGUGAAGCACUGUUGAGUCUUUUAUGGUACAUUGGGAAGACAAUAAACACAAACAGACGGAAAAAGAAUUCAAUCCACAUGGACUCAAGAUGGCACAAAACAGCUUCUUUUGUUUGUUUGUCUGUUUUUGGCAUUUUAUCAGUAAAUUCUUCCCAAACUCUAGAGGACAACAAAACACAGUUUGGAAACUUAAGUUACAUCUUAUUCCCAGUUGAUCCAACUGCAGAAUAAACACAAAGAUAUGAGUGAAACCCUCCAGCACGAUCUCCACAGACUAGCAGUAAACAAGCACAAGACGGGAGCAACAGCACGGAUCAUAAAUCGGACUCAAAAGUGGAGCUUUUUAAUAACCUUUUUCCCCCCGUUUAGCUCUCAUACUUUGAUAUAUGAUUACACACUAUAUUCUCAGCGUAGUAAAAAAAGAAAAGUAUAAUUUAAAAUGCAAGCAAGAAAACAUGAUUUAUUAACAUGUUCACCCUGGACUCUGAAGUGAAGGUGACCUGUCAGGAUGUUGUUAUCAUCCUCUGGCCAGUGGCAGUGCACUAUGGGUAAUCCUGGAGCAACAGAUAAACCAAAAACACUCGAUCACAGCUCACACAAACUCGAGUUAGACUGAAGUUUUUUCAUUUUGUAUCGCGGAUAUGAACAGUCAGUCUGACUCUGUACACAUUAAACUGAUCAGUUUUGUCUAUUUGAUCUCAUUUUAUACCAGACUAUGAUCUUUGUAUGAGUUUAAUGGGGUGUUUUGGUUCAGUCAAGUAAAAGUGCCACUUUAUUUUCCUUGAAAAUAACUAAAAGGGAAAGUAAAAGUCAAAUUUUGGAUAUUAGUCAUUGGAAACUUCGAUCUAAACAUCUUUGCACUGGCCUUCAAACCCUGUCAGUCAAACCCUAGUGCCUACAAAUGUCAGCACACACACACAAAUACACACUCCUGCUAUUUAUUCUAGGCUAGACCUCUUCAACUCUUUCUUUCUGUAUGUAUCAGUACGAUGAGCCUGCUGGUUGUUUCUCAGUCAGAUCAGGCUCGAUGGCAAAAACCAGCAGAUCCCAGAACAGCUCUGCACGAACCCCGAGCAGGGCUUUUUUUUUCUUCUUUAUCUGUUUGUACGCCCGCUCAACUGAGGACUCUAAUUUCUAUUGAGUGAAACUUAAGCACAAGUCCUCGUUUGUGUUCACCAGAUCAGCACAUCUCCGUGGAGACGACGCUGUGAGGAGAAAGAGUAUACAACAGUCAGGAAUAAAACCACUGCUGCACGGUGGUCACUUUACAUAAAAUAACUUGAACCGCCGGUUUCUCCAAUGUUUUCAUGUGUUUAGAUUACGUGAUGUGAGCUUGUCGUUUGCCUCAGCUUCCUGGUUGUAAAUACCACUCAUUCAGACGGCUUGAAAAAUGUGAACGAGCUGCCAACAGCGGCGGUUAUUCCCACUGGACUCGAACACAACAUAAAACACACCAUUGCACACCAGUAUGGUUAUCAAUUGGCCUCAUCAAAUUACUCCCCAACCUUUCCCCCCCCCCCCCCCCCAUCCUUCCAGGAAGCCUGAGCUCUCACCCUGCCAUCUUGAACUAGAUGUCGGUCAUAUUUGUUCCUAUGGAUACUUGGGUGUUUGUGUGUGUGUGUGUGAGAGGGCGGGAGGAGGCCUCUGUAUGUAGCUCUUUACACAAAAAAAAGAAACUUUAUGAAAAGGCUUGGUGCAGCAUGGACGCUCAUGCCUCAUCAGGACUGAGUCGAGAUGAAAAACGAUGGUACAGUGAGAGAAACAGAGAAAAAAAAAGUAUAUAUAUAAUUCUAUAUUGUGCAGAAUAUUUAUAGGCCUUUUGUGCCAUUUGAAGUCAUGCUCUGUGCUGGCCACGCCCAGCGCUCUCUACCAUGUGAUCAUUAUACAUCGUCUUGUACUGAUGACCCGUGGUUGAUUUGAUUGUUUUUUCAUGUCAAGUGCAUUUUUCGCAAUAAAUGCCUUUGUUUUAAAACCGA